GAAAUUGAUACAAAAACAUUCGGAAACUGUUAGUCAUCUAUUUGUGAAAACUCGUGAGUUUGACAGAGCGAAGAAACUGUUGGACAAAAACGGAUAUGUCGUCAUCAAGGGAAAUCCCGGAACUGGAAAAACCAUGAUCGCCAAAAUGUUAAUGAAAGAAUUGAUGGAGGAAGGAAAAUCUCCUCUUCAGCUUUACAAAUUAACAGAUUUGUAUGAAAACAUAUCACCAGGUGAUGGUAUAGUGGUAUUUAUUGACAAUUUAUUUGAUAUAAAAAAUGAUCAAGGUUCCAAUGCAUUACAAUCUGCAGCAAGUUCUGGGGACAAACAUGCAUUUAAUCUUCUAUUAAAGUUUGGCUUUGAUCCAUAUGAAAAAGAUCGAGACAAUGGACACACGGUUCUUACUUGUGCUUGUCAGGAUGGUAGGACAGACAUGGUCAAAUACCUUAUUGAGAAAUAUCCUGCAUUACUCCAGGAACACACAGAUUUUCAAGGAAAAAGUUUUUUGCAUUGGGCAGCUUUCAGUGGGAAAAUAGAUAUGUUUGAAUAUAUGCUUAACCUCUUUGAGAAUGAAAAUAUAUUACUUAUAUCAAGUGACAAUAUACCAAAUGAAUAUAAAACAGAUAAUACAGGUCAAUCUAUCCUGCACGCUGCAUGUGAAAAUGGUCAUUAUUAUAUGUGUGAAUAUUUGUUAAACAGAUAUCCUCAUUUACUGAAUGUUAGUGACAAUAAUGGUUACAAUGUCCUCCAUUACACAGCUGAAGGAGGCAACGUAGAUCUUUUUAGGUUUCUGUCAAGUAAAGGAUUAAAUGUCAAUUGUACAACAAAUACUGGGAAGACUGUGUUACACAUGUGUUGUGCUAAGGGUAGAGAGGAAAUGUGUAGGUAUCUUGUAAAUAUGUAUCCAAGUUUAAUAUCAGUUAAAGACAAUAAAGGAUGGACAGUGUUACAUUCAGCUUGCUGGGGAGGAAGUGUAGAAAUUGUCUCUUUUCUUAUAGAAAAAGGAAUGGACAUUAAUACCUUGUCAAAUGAUGGUAAAAGUAUCCUGCAUAGAGCUUGUCUCAAUGGGAAGUUUGAAGUUUGUGAGUACUUAGUAGAGAAUUAUCCCCAUCUAUUAUAUGUCAAAGACAAAUCUAGUAAUACAGUGUUGCAUGACGCAGCCUGGGGAGGCAAUGUUCAAAUAGUAAAACUAUUGAUUGAGAAAAAUAUGGACAUCAAUGCCCUACAGGAAGAUGGUGAAACAAUUUUACAUCAGUGCUGUCGUUCUGGUAAAAAAGAGAUGUGUGAGUAUUUGGUCAAUCAUUUUCCAGAUUUACUGAGGAUAAGGGACAAUAAGGGAUGGACAGUGUUACAUUCAGCUUGUAGUGGAGGAAGUGUUGAAAUUGUGUCUUUUCUACUAAAAAAAGGACUGAAAUCAAUGCCUUGUCAAAUAAUGGUAAAAGUAUUCUGCAUAUAGCUUGUCUC
Saccostrea cuccullata (small rock oyster) is the source of this 1461-nucleotide messenger RNA. Its product is annotated as putative ankyrin repeat protein RF_0381. The record is from RefSeq and is a predicted model, not a curated record. Gene Ontology annotation, molecular function: protein binding. Lineage: Eukaryota; Metazoa; Mollusca; Bivalvia; Ostreida; Ostreidae. Bases 134 to 1453 code for a protein of 439 amino acids. The transcript is spliced from 2 exons.